GUACCGUGCGGGAUUCAGUUGGUUUGCGGUGAUCGUUUGAAGAUCUUCCAGGAAGAAGUUCCUUGUAAAAAGAGAGAAAGCGAGGAUGAGUUCGCGACGUGGUGAAGAUAAGAAAAGUGAGGUGGCGACCCCGUUCAAGCUGUGGGGUGGUCGCUACUCGAAGGGAACCGAUCACGUCCUGUCGCGGGUGAAUAACUCGUUGACGGUGGACAAGCGGCUGUACGCGGAGGAUAUUGAUGGUAGUGUGGCGUACGCGAGAAGUUUGGCCGAAGCAAAGCUGUUGACGCAGAGUGAGUUUAAGGUGAUCUGCUAUGGGUUGGAGACGGUGCGUGAAGAGUGGAUCAAGGGUACGAUCAAGUUGAUGCCACGGGAUGAAGAUGUGCACACGGUCAACGAGCGCAGGUUGAUCGAGAUCGUUGGGCCACAGAUCGGCGGAAAGUUGCACACUGGACGAAGCCGCAAUGAGCAGGUCGUCCUGGACAUGAAGCUGUGGAUGAGGGACGCCGUCAAGGAUCUGCUCAAACAGCUGGGUGAGCUGAUCAAGAAGAUCAACGAAGUUGCGGAGAAGUACAUCGACGUGUUGAUGCCGGGCUAUACCCACAUGCAGCGUGGACAACCGGUCCGCUUCAGUCACUGGAUCCUAAGCUACGCUUUCUACUUCAAAGAAGACUACCAUCGGGUCGCUGAGUUCCUCAAGCGCAUGAACGUCCUUCCCCUAGGAAGUGGUGCCCUCGCCGGCAACCCCUUCAACAUUAACCGUCACAAGCUCGCCGACGACCUGGGCUUCAACGGAGUAACCUACAACAGCAUGACCGCCGUCAGCGAUCGCGACUUUGUCGUCGAGUUCAACUUCCUGUGCACCCUAACCGGAGUUCACCUCAGCCGACUGGCCGAAGAUUUGAUCCUGUUCUCCACCAAAGAGUACAACUUCCUCGAACUCUCGGAAGAGUACACCACCGGAAGCAGCUUGAUGCCGCAGAAGCGCAAUCCCGAUUCGCUGGAACUCAUCCGAGGUAUCGCCGGUAGCGUUUUUGGCCAGCAUUGCGGCCUGCUGAUGACCCUGAAGGGGCUACCGUCGACGUACAACAAAGAUUUGCAGUGCGAUAAGAGCGGGAUGUUUGCGGUGUUUGACCAGAGCUUGCUGUCGCUGACGCUGAUGACGGGCGUGAUUGGGACGAUGCGCGUCGACGAGGAUCGCUGUCUGAGCGCGCUCGGGUACGACAUGCUGGCGACCGAUAUGGCCUACUACCUGGUCCGCCGCGGAAUCCCCUUCCGGGAGGCGCACCACAUCUGCGGCGAGGUGGUCGCCUUCUCCGAGAAGGUCAAGAUCCCGAUCAACAAGCUCACGCUGGAGGACCUGCAGGACAUCUGCCCGUACUUUGACGAAACGGUGAGCGCCCUCUGGAACUACGAGAACAGCGUCGAGCAGUACACGGUGGUCGGCGGCACGUCCAAGAUUUCCGUCCAGGAGCAGAUCAACCUGCUGAAGGAGUUUCUUUCCGAGGCGGUGUGAGGAAAUGUUUUGCGUUUUAGCGUAUAGUAAUUUGUUUUUAUUUGUUUCGUGUGUAUUUUUGUAAACUGUAUAAAUAUCAUUUGACCAUGUUUUUUUCAUAUUAUAUAUUAAACUGUAGUAUAGAAAAGAGUGUUAAGUCGCUUAAGUAUACACUGCAAAAUAAACAAAAAAAAAGAA
Molecule: messenger RNA, 1690 nt
Organism: Culex pipiens pallens (northern house mosquito)
Lineage: Eukaryota; Metazoa; Arthropoda; Insecta; Diptera; Culicidae
Gene: Argl
Product: argininosuccinate lyase
Exons: 2
Coding region: 86-1513 (475 amino acids)
Cellular component (GO): cytosol
Molecular function (GO): argininosuccinate lyase activity
Source: RefSeq, a predicted model, not a curated record